Messenger RNA from Calidris pugnax (ruff), 1037 nucleotides. It is a transcript of the gene PSMB4, whose product is annotated as proteasome subunit beta 4. Gene Ontology annotation, cellular component: proteasome core complex. NCBI's taxonomy places the organism in Eukaryota, Metazoa, Chordata, Aves, Charadriiformes, Scolopacidae. The record is from RefSeq and is a predicted model, not a curated record.
UCUGCCACUCAUAAGAUGGCGCCCGGCGCCGCCCUCCCCUCCCGGCCGGCUCAGGCCACUCCCAAGAUGGCGCCGCUCCGCCGCUCCCCUGCCUACGGUGGCCGGGAGGGGCCGCGCUUCCGCCGCGCCUGCGCAGCGCGGCGCACCGUGACUAAGAUGGAGGUGCAGGGAGCGCGGGCGCCGCCGCCGUUCUGGGCCGACGGCCCGGCCCCGGGACAGACGUACAUCCCCCGAGGGCCCGGCCCCGCCGCCGGCCUCAAGCCCUUCACCCGGACGCUGAGCCCGAUGGUGACGGGCACCUCGGUGCUGGGGGUGAAGUUCUCCGGGGGGGUGAUCAUCGCUGCCGACAUGAUGGGCUCCUACGGCUCCCUCGCCCGCUUCCGUGGCAUCUCCCGGCUCCUGAAGGUGAACGACAGCACCGUCCUGGGGGCCUCGGGGGACUACGCCGACUUCCAGUACCUCAAGCAGAUCAUCGACCAGAUGGUCAUCGAUGAGGAGCUGUUGGGGGACGGUCACAGCUACAGCCCCAAAGCCAUCCAUUCCUGGCUGACCAGAGUCAUGUACAACCGAAGGUCCAAGAUCAAUCCCCUCUGGAACACCGUGGUCAUCGGGGGCUGCUACAACGGCGAGAGCUUCCUGGGAUACGUGGACAUGCUCGGCGUCGCCUACGAGGCCCCGACGCUCGCUACGGGCUACGGAGCGUACCUGGCUCAGCCGCUGAUGAGAGAAUUCUUGGAGAAGAAGCCCAGCCCGACGAAGGAGGAAGCCCGGGACCUGAUUGAGCGCUGCAUGAAAAUUUUGUAUUACAGAGAUGCUCGGUCUUUUAACAGGUAUGAACUCUCCAUCGUGACGGAGAAGGGGGUGGAGCUGGAGGGGCCCCUGACGCUGGAGGCCAACUGGGACAUCGCGCACCUCGUCAGCGGCUUCGAGUGAUCCCGCCGAGCUGCCGCCUCCGCCAUCGCCCUCGUCUGUCCGUAAAUCCCUGACUCCUUUUUAUUUUCCUUCUUUUUUGAAACAAAAUAAACCUGUUGAGAGAA